AUGUCCGAGUCAUGGAUGGGACUACACGGCAAUGCGACGUGGUCGCUCGCUCGUGGACAUUCUGUACAUGUCAGAAGCGGAAACUACGCGGCGCGGCAAUCGUUCCUCGAUGCCGAGAUCCUGAUACGUACCGAGAGUGGUGGCUAUCGCAUCAGCAUAUCGGAGCUCGAGCUGCUCUUCGGUGCGCAUGCUGUGGUCAUGGAAGGACCUCUUCCUGGCGAGUACUGCCCGAAAGUCUACCGUGGAGCCACAUGCAAGAGCAAACGUGUGUGCACAUGCGGCACCUUUGUCCAGCGGGCCGAAUGCCCGCACGUGUAUUUCGUUGCAGGCUUGCAGGGUGAGAUGGACCUCGGUCACUUUCCUGAGAAGCGGAAGCAAGGGCACCCCGACCAGGAUCCCUCUUUGCUGGGUUUGAAGCCUUUCCAGGCUGCAUUAGCUAGGAACAUGAAUGUAUCCGUGGCCAGUCUGGAUAAAGUCCUCUCACCCUGCCCACCCUGGGGAGAGCUAGCGGCACUGCAUGAAAACAUGGAUGUCAAUGUGGAUGCCUGGCUCGCGGGGACUGACAAUCCUUGUGAAACCUGGACCCAUGCGCUGGAGGAAGAUGCUCGACGCGUGAUGCACGAUGAAUCUCAAGGUGAAGUCUGUGCCAGGGAGACCAUUGCGACAGAGCUUGCCGAGCAGGUCAAAGCCUCUGCCCUCAUAGCAGAAGCGACGACGGCGCCUCGCACGCAACUCGAGCUUGUGGCUGGACUGAUCAGGUUCAGCAGGAUAGUGGCGCGUGUGAAGCCGGAUGUCUUACAGCUUGUGGUUGAGUGCUGGAGACUGUGGCUGGAGUUUGUCGUCUGGUGUGGCGAGGGUGGGGUCCAGAGGCAUUGCAGAGCGCUGGUCCUCCAGGAGCAGGUCCCAGGGGCCAAGGCAGCCUGGAACUCGGCAGCCGAGAGCUCAGCUGGGUUCUCAUCUUCGGUCCUUCUGGAUUGGAAGGCGUUGGCCCGCAUCGAGGGGGUUGUGACCGAGAUCCAGCGUGAGCUGAACGAGGUCAAGGUUCUGUCGGAUAGUUUUGAGGAGCCCGGGACGCAGUCCACUCUGCUGGCUCCCACUCUGGCACAUGUGGGCGUCGGUGAGCUCAUGCAUGUGGCAGGGGGCAUAAGCCCUGUGGGGAGUCGCACGAAAGUACUUGGAUCACACGUGAGUGGGCAUGGAGCUACGCUUCUUCACCCGCUUCAACCAGCGGGGAGCGUAAGUCCAGCCUACCUUUACCCGGCAGGGACACCACGUCAGACACACAGUUGGCACAGGGAACUCGAAGAGCGCAAGUGGCGGGCAAACGCAGAGCACAUCCUGAUGAUUGAGUCAAGCUGGGCGCAGCGUGCCAAGGAAGCAGAAGAAGCUGCAUCCCGCUCAGAUGAGCGAGCACGAGUGGCGGAGGAAGCCCACGGCCGCUUGCUGCGCGAGAAAGCCGAGAUGGCUGAUGCAGCCCAAGCGCGUGCAAGGCAGUUGGCUGAUGAGCAAGAGAAGUACACUUCCCUCGAAGCUCGUGAGACAAGCUUGCAGGCAACUCUGUCAGCCCUGGAAGAGCGCGCAGCGAGCGCGGACAAACUCGCAGCCGAACAUCGAGCCGAGCAGGCUGCAGUGGCCGACGAACUCGACAUGGUUAGUGGGCGCUUCGAAGAGCAGCUGCAGCACAGCAUGGAGCUCAAGAAGGAGCUCUCAAGGAGCCGUGCUGAAACUCUUUGUGUGAGGACGAUCUGA
Molecule: messenger RNA, 1749 nt
Organism: Symbiodinium necroappetens
Lineage: Eukaryota; Dinophyceae; Suessiales; Symbiodiniaceae
Source: the annotation of a GenBank genome assembly